Molecule: messenger RNA, 4444 nt
Organism: Rhineura floridana
Lineage: Eukaryota; Metazoa; Chordata; Lepidosauria; Squamata; Rhineuridae
Gene: CPE
Product: carboxypeptidase E
Exons: 9
Coding region: 182-1642 (486 amino acids)
Biological process (GO): proteolysis
Molecular function (GO): metallocarboxypeptidase activity; zinc ion binding
Source: RefSeq, a predicted model, not a curated record
AGUCUGCGGAGCGAGCGAGCAUCUGGCUUCGCUGCCUCAGAGGAAGCAGGUUCGGCCGCCUGCGGAGGUGGUGCUGAGCGCAGAGGCAGCUCAAGCCCAGCCUGCGUUGACACGGCACUGGCAGGAGCGGGAAGACCGGCUGAAGAAAACCGCAUUCCCAUUCCUUCGUUCUUUCUGAGUCAUGUCCGGGCGAGGUCGGGUCUGGGCGCUGCUGCUGGCGCUCUGCGGCGUGCUGGGCGCCUUUUGCCUGCAGCAGGGCUCCGAGGCGGGCGAGCCUGAAGCGACGGCAGCGGGCGGCGGCGGCGGCAGCAGCGGCGGGGCGAACAGGCGGCGGCGCCUGAGCCAGGAGGAUGGCAUCUCCUUCGAGUAUCACCGCUACCCAGAGCUGCGGGAGGCGAUGGUGUCGGUGUGGCUGCAGUGCUCGUCCAUCAGCAGGAUCUACACCGUGGGCCGGAGCUAUGAAGGCAGGGAGCUGCUGGUCAUCGAGAUUUCCGACAACCCUGGCGAGCACGAGCCUGGUGAGCCAGAAUUCAAGUAUGUUGGGAACAUGCAUGGAAAUGAAGCUGUUGGAAGGGAGCUUCUCAUCUUCUUAGCUCAGUACCUGUGCAAUGAAUAUCAGAAGGGAAAUGAAACAAUCAUCAACUUGAUCCACAGCACACGUAUCCACAUCAUGCCAUCAUUGAAUCCAGAUGGGUUUGAGAAGGCUGCUUCACAGCCUGGUGAACUCAAAGACUGGUUUGUUGGCCGAAGUAAUGCCCAGGGAAUAGACUUAAACCGAAAUUUCCCUGAUCUGGAUAGAAUAGUCUAUGUCCAUGAGAGAGAAGGUGGUCCAAAUAAUCACUUACUGAAAAGCCUGAAGAAAGCUGUGGAUCAGAACCCAAAGCUUGCACCUGAAACAAAAAGUGUAAUUCACUGGAUUAUGGAUAUCCCCUUUGUGCUGUCAGCCAACCUUCAUGGUGGAGACCUUGUGGCAAAUUACCCAUAUGAUGAGACUCGCACUGGUAGUGCACAUGAAUACAGCUCUUGCCCAGAUGAUGCUAUUUUCCAAAGCUUAGCUCGAAGCUAUUCAUCCUUUAAUCCAGCCAUGUCUGACCCAAACAGGCCACCGUGUCGCAAGAAUGAUGACGACAGCAGUUUCAUAGAUGGAACAACCAAUGGUGGUGCUUGGUAUAGUGUUCCAGGAGGUAUGCAGGACUUCAACUACCUCAGCAGCAACUGUUUUGAAAUCACUGCGGAGCUUAGCUGUGAAAAAUUCCCUCCAGAGGAAACUCUGAAGAGUUAUUGGGAGGACAACAAGAAUUCACUUAUCAAUUACAUUGAGCAGAUACAUCGAGGGGUGAAAGGAUUUGUUAGAGAUCUUCAGGGCAAUCCCAUUGCUAAUGCCACAAUUUCUGUAGAGGGAAUAAACCAUGAUAUUACAUCAGCUAAGGAUGGUGAUUACUGGCGAUUGCUUGUACCUGGGAAUUAUAAAGUUAUAGCCUCAGCACCAGGUUAUCUAGCAAUAACUAAAAAAGUGGCUGUUCCCUUCAGUCCUGCCAUUAGGGUUGAUUUUGACCUGGAAUCCUUGUCUGAAAGAAAAGAAGAGGAAAAGGAAGAGUUAAUGGAGUGGUGGAAGAUGAUGUCAGAAACUUUAAAUUUUUAAGCAGAAGCUCCAAAUUUACAGCUUUUAAUCUCUCAUGUGUUGACUUAGUAUAAUGUACGGUGGAAAGUCCCUAUAUUUUAGAUUUUGUGUAGCUCGCAAUAUUUAACUUGGGUUUUUUUGAGUAAUUUUUUUAAAAAAUUGACAAUCUGCUCUACAUAAAAACAAAUAGCUGGAUACUUUCAUGCCAUUGAUCGCUAUUCAUGCCAUUGUUCGCUAUCCUACAUGUUCAACACGGGGGAGAAUGCCUGAAUGAAUGUCUCAUCUACCUAACUCACAAGCUUGUAUGUUUCACUUACAAAUCCUGAAUGUGUAGGGAAAGCACAUUAAUAAUAAUAAUAAACACACAAUAAUAAUUAGCAGUCACUUGCAACUGCUGCCAUAGAAAUUUGGCAGUGCAGGUGAGCAGAUGAUAUUUUCUAAUGACUCAUGAAAUAAUGGCACUGCAAAUGUAUGCAGUAAGAACUUGGUGUUGUAAGUAACGCUUUCCUAUAAUUAAAGUUUGUUUAUGUCUCUGUGGAAGAGCCAUGUAAAAUAAGUAUCAUGACUUGGGUUUCAUCUCCUAAUAUGGAAAUAUCUUUCAUCAUUCUUACUUAAAAGCCAAAAGGAAGAUAGUACAACAUCUUUCCUUGUUCUGUCCAAUAAUGUUCCCAAGUAGCCUGGUAAUCAGAUUAAACAUUUUGGAUGGAUAAAGAAUAAUCAUAUAGUGAGUGGAUGUUGUUAUGAGGUUUCCUCUGCUUGCCGUAUAUUCUACUGUCCUGUUUGUCAGCAGUUGUUUAUGUACUAAGCAGACAUGAGUUGCAUGAAAUGAUGUCAAUAUAUUUUGCAUGAAGAACAAAAUCCAUCCGAAAGGCACCUAAUCCACUGCAUCUUUCAGAAUGGACUGAAAAUUCAAGGUAUGCUAUAUGCUCCUAAAAAACCCAAUCCUAAACAGAUUUACUCAAAAGCAGGCUGGACUAUGUUUAGUGGGACUUGAUUCCUAGAAGCUGAAAUGAUUAACUUGAAUUCUAAGGGUGCUUCUACCCAAAUGGAUUUGCAGGGGAUCAGUAUUAUGCAGGUUGGCACUUGCACUUCAGGGGAGCAAUUCCUGUUUUGAUCAGUGCUGGCCCACACAAAAACAGAAAAGUAGGUCAAUAUAACAGCAAGCCUAUCUGCUAUGAUGGUUUCUGUGUUGCACUUUCCAGUGCAUCAUAACUGUUGCUGGUCAGUACUGUCACUGACAUCUGAAGCAUCUUAAUGAAACCAAUGUCAUGGUUAGUGACACACACUAGCAAACAUUGGACUAUACUUUGAACCCUUAACCUCUUCCUGUCUAAAGAGACAAGGAUGACUGAGUAGCACUUCAAUUAAUUUUAAAAAUCUUUAUUGUAACAAAAAGACGCACAGUUUGGGAUAAAAAAAUCAUUUUGCUCCACUAACAACAUGCCUCUAGAAUUCUAUGUUUACACCAACAUAUCCCACUAUUGUGCGCACAAGAAUGCACUUUAAAAUAGCCUAAAUAUGAGAAACUUUAAAUGCAAAUACAUUUUAAUUAUGACACUAGACUUACUUUGCUCAAACAGAGCUGGUAACAUAUCAGAAAGUAUUCUGACAUUUAUUGCAAAAGAUCUUGAUGCUUGGUGAGUGGCUACCAAGGUGGUGUGAAUUUGAAGCAUGUACUUUACUAUUUCCCCAUUUUGAACCGAAGCUAGAAAAUGCAGCCAUAUGCAGCAGCCACUGCCAUACAGCUGUUCUGUGGCAAAUGCUAGCACAGAUGUUACAUUCUGCUAAAUCUCAAAAUGGAUUUCUAGUCUAACCUGUAGCAUGUGUAUAUGCUUAGCUCCUUUUCAUGUUGAGGUAAUGAAACAUAGCUGUCCCAUAAAUUAUCUCUUUCGUUUUCCUUGGAGUAUGCUUACUACUAAUGGUUCCAAAAGAUUUUAAAACAGUAGACAACUUCAUUAUGAGAAUCUGAGAAACCACGGAAAGAGUAAAUCACUUUCUUUGCAUACAGUAGGUUUCACAUUCAAUCCCUGGCAUCUCCAGUUAGAUCAGGUGUAGGAAACAUUUGGCCUGCCAGAUGUUACUGAACUACAACUCCUAUUAGCUCCAGCAAGCCUGGCCAGUGGCAGCCAAAGGAUCCCCACAUUAGCAUUAGAAGAUUUCAUCUAGCAGGGAGAUCUCUGCCUGUGAUCCUGGAGAGCCAUUGUGAGUCAUUGGCCCAAUUUGCAUGUAAUGCUAAAGCAUGAUUUAGUGCUAUGUGCAUGAGUAUGAGGGAGCCGCCGCAAACCUUGGAAAGAGCUUAUUUUAACUUUCUACAGUACCUAGCUUGCCAUUAGAUACAAAACAGAGAUCAUGGUUUAAAACAAAUUCUGGUUAAUUAAACAAGCCAGCUUCAUAAACCGUGGUUUGAAGUUUUAGAAACUGACUAGAGUUUGUUUUAAACUAUUGUCUCUAGUUUAUACAUAAUGCUAGUCCAGGAUUCUUUGAAAGUAAAACUGAAUGCUGUGGAAGUUUUCUUCCAGCCACAUGGGGGAGAUGAUGUGGGGGAGCGCAUAAAGUCAAGGCUCAGUGGCUACUACUUGCUUGUGCACUUAGCACUAAACCAUUGGUUUAGCAACAUGUGUGAAUUUGGCCAGGGUGGACAGCACUGGACUAGACGUACCAAGGACAUGAUACAGUAUAAGACAGUUUCUAAGUAAAAAGAUAAAAGGACCAUGUGAGCAGGGCUUUCAAUAAAAAAUCUCAUUAAAUUGCUAAAAUGAGCAAUGCCAUAAAACAGUUUAUGGAGCAAGGAAUUCAGUGUCGUGUUUUAGAGUUAUUUGGUUU